AUGCAUCUGCUGUCGAUGGAGGAUGCAUCAUCACGACGACAUGGGAAUAAGAACGACCUCCUUCUAUACGUGACUCCAGCAUCGUCGAUUCUCUUUCUUCGGACGUACCGAUAUGGAGGAGGCCGUCUGGGGUCGACGUUGCAAAGCGUCAUGGAAAGUGGGGGUUCUGUCGGCUGGGUUUAUGGGUAUAUUACCCUGAGAGUCCUUCUGGAGGAGGGUCCAUCGAGAUUCAUGUCCCGGUUCUCCCACACACCCAAGUCCUUGAUCGUCGCAGGAUAUCUGGGGUGGGUUGCCUUCCAGUGUCUCCUUUAUGCCCAAUUGCCCGGGAGGAUCUGCCAGGGACAAACGACUCCGGCAGGAUAUCUCCUCGGCUAUAGGGCCAAUGGACUGUUCGCCUUUGGCAUCUCGAUUCUCGUGGCGAUCAACUUGUCCGUCGGGAAAUUCGUGGACCCGACCAUCAUUGCUGUGGAAUGGGAGUCGCUUCUGUUGGUGGGCAAUGUAUACGGGUUUCUCCUGUGUAUCCUGUUCUAUGUCAAGGCGAACGUAUGGCCAUCGCAUCCUGAGGACCGGAAGUUUACUGGGUCGAUUUUCUACGAUCUGUACAUGGGAGUCGAGCUCAACCCUCGGUUUGGAAGGCUCUGGGACAUGAAGCUGUUCCAUAUUGGACGUAUGGGGAUGAUGUCAUGGAUCAUGGUGGAUCUGUCCUUCACAGCCUACCAGCAUCGGCUACAUGGAUAUGUCACUCCCUCCAUCCUCAUUGUCGAUGUCCUUCAUCUGCUUUAUGUCGCAGAUUUCUUCUUCCGCGAGGACAGGUAUCUACGUACCAUUGAUAUUGAACAUGACCAUUUUGGGUUCUAUUUUGCCUGGGGCUCUGCAGCGUUCUUGCCCGCGGUGUAUACCCUACAGACGCAGUUCCUGGCUCGGAACCCCGUUCAACUACAUCCAGCCAUGGCGGCCAUCAUUCUAGUCGCGGGGCUUGGCGGCUAUACGAUUUAUUGCCAUGCUAACGAACAGAAAUAUAGAGUUCGCCUCACGAGGGGCAAUUGUAUGAUAGCUGGGGAGAAGCCCAAAAUCAUAAAAUGCUCCUACGAAACGACAAACGGGGUCAAACAUGAGUCACUUCUUCUAUGCUCUGGGUGGUGGGGAUAUGUCCGACAUGCCAACUACCUGGGGGACCUGAUUCUUUCGUAUGCGAUGUGUGCCGCCUGCGGGGUGACCCAUCUCCUGCCCUGGACUUAUGCUAUCUUUAUGACCAUUCUUCUGACCCACCGGUGUAUCCGGGAUGAGAAGCGAUGUUUGGCCAAAUAUGGGAAACUCUGGGAGAGUUAUUGCGACCAGUGCAUCAAGUCCAAGACUCCGGACCGGUGUGUGUAUACUGGUCCCCAGUCGAAUGCGCUGACAGAACCGAGGUCCGUGGCGACCACUUCCCCCGAUCAGGCACAUAAGUCCAGCAGUCGGACCAGUUCUGUCCACGGUGGGCUGUAUAUCUUCGAUUCCAAGCAUCACCGCGUCACGAAACCCAAGGGACGUCCCGACGAGCUCCACGAACUACGCCAUCGGGUGCAGAUGUUGGAGCAGGGCCUAUCCAGGGCAGGCCCUGUCCAGACCCCGGAGAGCUUGGGACAUGACGCGGAUUCGCCGCUGCGGGUGUCUUGUGAUGCCCAGUAUCUCGGCGAGAACGUCAAGCAUCUGCCGCAGUCUGCCUGCUUCCGGGGAAAGAACGGGAAAUCGCGGUUCUGUGGGCGCAGCUACUGGGGGGUAUCUCUAUCGUUUUUUGACGAGGUCAAGACGGUGAUGAGAGGCUGUCGCGACAAGUUCAAGUCGAAGGACUCGGAAUAUACCCGGAUGAAAAAGCUCAAGGGAGAGGUGUGGUCCCGUGAGAGACAGGACCACCAGAGAGCCUAUCGCGAAAAGGCAUUCACGAUGGAAAAGAUGAUACCCGAUCGGAGAGUUGCGGAUGAGCUACUAAACUUGUAUCUGUCCACCUUCGAAACCACGUACCGCAUCCUGCACGUUCCGACCUUUCGCAAACAAUACGAGAUGUUCUGGUCGAGUUCCGAGAAGACGGAUAUGAUCUUCGUAGCCAAGCUCCUGGCCCUGAUGGCCGCCAGUAGCUGCUUUUUCGGUCCUACGACCAGGUUGAAUGAAAACGACACCCUACACAGAUCUGCAUCGGCGUGGAUCAUAUCCGUCCAAUCUUGGGUUGCGUCCUCCUAUGUUAGUUCGACCAUCACUCUGGACAUGCUGCAGAUCCAGUGCCUCCUGCUGAUUGCGCGCCAAUCCGAUGCUACUGACGGGGAUGUUGUCUGGAUUUCCUCUGGUUCCUUGAUCAGAUCUGCCAUGACCAUGGGCCUGCAUCGGAGCCCUUCGAUGUAUGAGAGAAUGACCCCGUUCUGGGCCGAGAUGCGCCGUCGACUGUGGGCCACCAUACUUGAAUUUGACUUGGAGUCAUCUUUGGACGGAGGAAUGGCACCUUCGAUUGACCUGGAUGAGUUUGACUGUGAACCACCUUCGAACUAUGACGACGCCGAUUUGACGGAGGAUAUGACGGAGGACGUUGCUCCCAAAGAUGCGGUGAUCCCCACGCGGAACAGUUUUCAGAUCUUCCUGUCUCGGUCGUUGCCGCUGCGAGUCCGUAUAGCGAAGUCCAUCAACCGACGGAAAUUUGGGCUUUCGUACGACGAAGCAUUACGCCUGGGCGAGCAACUCGGCGAUUAUAUGAAUGAGGCACUUGCCUUGUACCCGGACAGUGGACCGACCGGGAAUCUGUCAUUCGCCCGGUCAUUUUUGCUGUUCCUCAUGCGUAGAUUCAUGCUCCUUCUUCAUCGCCCAUUCGCUCUCAGCGUGUCCCUUUCACCCAAGUUUUCUUUCUCGCGCAAGAUCUGCCUUGAAUCAUCCCUCGAGAUGCUUUCUCAGCUUGAUGUCCCGACAGUCAGCCUCCCAGAGGUACAGGGAUGCCCUCACCUAGGACAACUCGCCGGAGGGAUGUUUCGCGAUGAGUUCCUCCAUGCCGCCAUCUCGGUUUGUGUGGAAUUGGCUUUGCAGUCGGGAGAAUUCUCCGGCGUCAAUCGACUGCCCGGUCAGUCGAGCUCGGUAAGCACCCUUGACGACCUGGUGCGUUCCCAGCAGGGGGUCCUACUAAGGACUGUGGAGCAUACACUCGACACCCUUGGCAGUCGGAUCACCACGUCAGGGAAAGGGUGCAAGGCGUUUUUCUUCCUGGCCAUGACAUUAAGCUCCGUCAAAGCGCGAAUGAACGCGAAGGACGUUCGGCAGGAAGUCGAGCAGGCCGCUAUGAGGGCCAUCCGGGACUGCGAACAGAUAUUGCAGGGAGCAUCCUGGUCUGAUAUCCAGGGUCGCAGCGAGAUGCCUAUGUUGACACCCAGCUUGGAGACCACUUCCGAGACCCCCCUCGAUCCGGCCUCUUUUGCUCCCGCAGAUCUAUCUGACCUUUCGCCCCUUGGUUUCGCGAAUCUGUUCGACACCGCUGACUAUGAACUACCUGAUAUUUGGGCCAAUGAUUUCUUCUCUUCGUUUUAA
Messenger RNA from Aspergillus tanneri, 3540 nucleotides. RefSeq names its product putative C6 transcription factor. The record is from RefSeq and is a predicted model, not a curated record. Lineage: Eukaryota; Fungi; Ascomycota; Eurotiomycetes; Eurotiales; Aspergillaceae. Gene Ontology annotation, cellular component: membrane; nucleus. Gene Ontology annotation, molecular function: RNA polymerase II cis-regulatory region sequence-specific DNA binding; DNA-binding transcription activator activity, RNA polymerase II-specific; zinc ion binding. Gene Ontology annotation, biological process: DNA-templated transcription; regulation of transcription by RNA polymerase II; sterol biosynthetic process. Bases 1 to 3540 code for a protein of 1179 amino acids. The transcript has 10 exons.